AUGUUUCCGCCUUGAACUCGCUGUCUAGAUUACAGUUUUCAGGUGAUUGACUGUCGAGUCUCUCUCUCGAGACUCGAGAUAGCUUCAUUCUCAUCCAUCGCUGUAGCGGAGUCCCCCGCGGAUGUGGAAAUCUCCAGACCCUUGGCAAGGCUGAGAUGCGGGUCUUAGGUGGCAGUGCAUUCAUUCUCAGGAUCACUUGUGGCUGUGUCCUGCGCAAUUAAAAUCAGCCGCCUGAUAAUCGAACCGACGACAUUGUUGACCAGCCCCCUUUGCCUGGGUGCGUUCUUCUCAUUCCAGACCAUGCAAAUCACUCUGAAUUGACCAGCCGAAACGAUCUCGCCCUUGCCAGCAUUAGCCCCUCCGGCGCCGACACCUCUUUGACCGCGGAAUCGCAGAAACUUCUCCCCCGAGUCCCUUCAGCUGCCCGCUCAGCAUUCAAGUCUGAACCUACCCGGCGAUAACUGUUCGGGUGUGUCAUAGCGUUCCCUUGCCCAACCGGUUUGUUGGAAGCUCGCUGGAGGGUCACGCUUAUAGUAGCACCGGCAUUUGAAGCCGGGACCGUCUCCGGGCAAGAUGCUGUUGCAAGAGGUGGUCAUGGACAACGACUCGAGCCAGCCGCAAGAAAUACACGAAAGGCAUUCGGUGCCGCCCACCAAAUUGUCCAGAUCAGAUGUGGCUUUCCCUCUAGUAACGCCUCGGAAGCGUGCUCCUUCAGUAGCUUCGGUCGUCGACCUCGGCGUCGAGUCUUCACGUCAAGAUGGACAGACGGUGGGCGUGGUAACCAUUCGCGCGACGCAGUCGCCGUAUCUGGAUGCCGGAGACUCGUGCCGAGAAAAGGGGAGUGAUCUGUCUGUGCCUCAAGAAAGCGGUUCGAAACCUCAACCGUCGCUAAAUGACCUGCCGCUCGAAGUCCAAGGCAAAGUCCUCGACUUCAUCUUCGGGGACAUGCAUUCUGUUUACGCCGGAUCAACAUCACUGCGGGGCAAGAGCGUUUCGUCCCUGAUGCGACAUCCGCGGAGGAAGGCGGUCUCGGACUUUGCACUGGUCUCACCAGUCUGGCGCGAUCUAGUUCAAGAGCGCAUAUACCGACAUAUCAAGAUCAAGGGUACGCGGGCUGGACUGAAAGAGUCUGAGGGCUUCUUCAGCUCUCAUCCCCAUUUGAGGAAGCUCGUCCGCCAUAUCGAAUUUUGGGUACCCGUCUGGGGAGACAAGGCCCCCUUUUAUGAUUUCUCUGUCAACCCGAUCCUCCCCAUGUCGGACGCAGAACAAAACAAUGACUUCUAUCCCCAUUUGCAUCUGGCAAACGGAAGAGAUCUGACCCCAGUCGCCGAUCUGUUAGGCUUCAGCUUCAAAUUAUGUGCCUACUCUGCAACACUAUCGGAAAUUUUUGCGCACAUCAACGAUUUCUUCCCUGAUUCCCGUGUGUUCACACUAGAAGGGGGCCACUGCAAGAAGUCCAACAUGAUUCGGCACUUUCCAAAAACACUCUUCCCUGACCCGAAUCAGCGUCUGGACAGACUACCAAAUAUUCGCACCUUCGCUAUGCGUGGUGCCUGGAAUAUAAUGCGCAACUAUCAACAUUGGAAGACUAUUGAGGAUGCUCUGCCGAACGUUGAGGAGUGGCAUUGCGGCUACGCGAGACCUCGUGUUGAGGCGGACGCCACGAUCAAUGACAUCCUCACAUAUCUCCCCUCGAGACUUCGUCAUGUCAACAUCUCUCUUGAUGGAAUGUACAGCAAAGAUACAACGACACUUGGCUCAAGCUUUGCUCCUGGGUCGAGUGGUGUACAACGACAUCUCUGCGAGCACCUCGGUCGUGUCCUUCCACAACUCGAAUCACUCUCAUUCACGGGAAAGAUCUGCGAGUGUCUGUGGACUAGCGCGUGCUCUGCCCUCUCUUCUCAAGCGCAAAAAACAGAGGAACCCAGACUCAAGCAUCUCGAGAUAGUGGUAAAAUCGUGUUGUCGGCAACGAGUCACCGCAACCGACCCAACCACCGGAGAAACACUUACGCACGAAUUGGGCGGUGUCAUCGCCGAUGGUGCUGGAAUCACCAAUCUCGUCUUCAUCAAGGCGUUUGAACGCCUGGUCCUCAACACCGUCGAAGCGCUGCCUCUUUUCCCGAAUUUGGAGUAUGUGAGAAUCAGAUACAUUGAUUUGGAUUCUCCUUGCACGCUAUUAAACCCGUACUGGCUGUUGGAAAAGGGCAGGGUGUACGGUGUUUGGAACGAGGAGAUUGUGGAGAGGCUGAGCGAGUUGAUGCCUGACCUUGAGUACGAGGAGUUGGGUGAGGGGAUCGAGUGUCCAGGGAGCUACCAUAAGCCGUCAUCCUCGGAGUCGAGCUCUUCCAAUCCUCCCUCGACUGGCAUUGGGGGUCCGCCUCCUGAUGGUGGUCUUGGACCGGCGUCUCCGACAAAUCCCUUGGGAAUCAUCAUACCCAGCAGUCUUUAUCCAAAGUGGAGGCCACGAAGUAUCAAGACGAGCAGCUAUAAGAUUCUUGUUGACGCGAGGGGCGGUUGAGCUCCCAUUCCUUUGAGCUGUCUUCCAUGCAGAAACAGAGGACCGCUCGGAGGCUCAUAACGCCAUUUUGGCGGCGUUGAGGGCAUUGCUUGGCUCUUUGGACGAACAUUGGGAGUUUUGCAACCUCAGCUAUUGUCGACCACGAGAUCUAACUUUGCAUAUUCUGGACGGAGGGACAAUUGGCCAGCAAGUGACGAGCCGUGUAUGUAUUGAUGCGAUGAGGAAAUCCUAAUGUCAGGAGCGACAAAGGUCGGGCGGGGGCAAAAAGUUUCUUGCUUGGGUCCGAAGCCAUCUUUUUCUCGUUGCCAGCCAUCGAUCUGCAAUCAAGGGGCUUUUGCUCCGUCUCUGUGUUGCGCUGCGAUUCUCUGCGUCGUUUGUGUUUUGCAUGGCGUGAACUCGGCUUUUGAUUACCACAGUACCACGGCUCUGUUUACGAGAAAAUAUGGCGGGGGGAUAGCGUUCGAGGAAGGUGUUCGGUUGUGCAGGCGGCGGAAGACAUCUGGUCCGACCACAGGAAUAGGGCUUGCUGGAUUACAUGUUUUGGGUGAAACAAAUGGAUUGGACGGGAGGUUACUUGGAUUGAAGAUCAAACCCCAGAUUGACCAGCAGGGAGAAUAUUGGUGGGUAAUGUGUGUGUAUCCGGACGGGAUUAUGCUCUUUUGAAACCAAAAAAGUUCACAUUUUGCUUUUCACCCUCACACAACGGUCUCGGACGAGUCCUUUGAGAGUUUCUGACAUGGUCACUAGUCGCACAGUCCCUUAACUCUCCAAAGCCCCUCCGUGGUCUGAUGUGCCCGGUUCAUGCGACGCAGGCGCUCACGCUGUGUGGGCUCAGUUGCUUUUCAACACUCGAUCCCUCGGCCCUAAAUGCACAUUGGCAAUCCCGCUCGUGUCGAUGCUAGCAUUCCCACGCGGCCUGUCGCGGGGUGGCCUCGCCUUGAGCUCGGAGACGCUCGCUGUAGCCCCCGUUCCCGUGGCUGUUGUCGGUGACGAAGAUUUGGUGCCUCGUUGCGCGUUAGUUGUCGCGGUCGAGCUUGGAGACCUGUCAACAACGUCGCCCACCACGAGCCCCAAUAUCCAACAGUUGAUCCCGAAGAAAGCGAGACUUGCCGCGAAGAGGCCCGGGACAAAAGAGCUCCUCCCCAAGAACUCGAGUUGAUAGCCCUGCUGUAGCCAGAUCGCCUGCCCAAGGACCCAAAGAGCCAAAGCCGUUAGCCCCAGCGAGGGCCUCGCGAGUAAUGACGAAUUGGGCAGGUAAAGUGGCAGGAAGAUGAGGUACCAGAGGAAAUACUGCGACGUGCAGACCUUAUUGAAAGUCACGAAAGCGAGGGUCUGCGCCAGCAUGGUUGUUGGAAGAUCGCGCUUUGCUAGACCAAUGGGGAUGAGGAUCGUGGAGAGAAGGAGCUGGGGAAUGAACGCGAAAGACUCGAAGGAGAUUGAUGAGCGCAGGUGUGCAAGCGUUGGGUUCGCCGACUGCGCCGAGGAGAGGUAAAGAAGGGUAUUGUACGGGGAGAAAUUGUGUCGGUGGUCGAUCCGAG
This is a messenger RNA of Cladophialophora immunda, 4058 nucleotides long. RefSeq lists its product as uncharacterized. The record is from RefSeq and is a predicted model, not a curated record. The coding region runs from base 574 to 2520 and encodes 648 amino acids. NCBI's taxonomy places the organism in Eukaryota, Fungi, Ascomycota, Eurotiomycetes, Chaetothyriales, Herpotrichiellaceae. The transcript has a single exon.